GCCAAGUAUAAAGUUGGCCACGAUGACCAUAGCUGCAGUACUACAUUCAUCUUUUCGCGUGUUGAGCUUCUGUCAGUAGUCUGUUUUAUCCCUUCUAUGAAACAUUUAACUAAAAAAAUUUUCGUUAGAAUGGAGAGUCCUUUACCUCAUAUUAUUGAAAGUGCGGAUUGUGAUAGUACGAUAAAACCGAAAGAUAGGUUAGUCAGUUUGUUGGAUCAAAUAGAAUUACAUGUAGAACAACUUCGAAGAGAUGCCUGGAGACUUGAAGAAGAAAAGGAUACUUUAUUAAGUACUUUAGAUACUAUUAGAAACAACGAACUAUUAGGUUUCUUGGAAGAACCAGACAAAGAUGACGUAUUACGAUAUGCAGAAAGAUUAUCUAUGCGGUGUUUAACCGUAGAUGUUUUAGUAAAAAUACAACGUGAUAAUGUGCAGCAGGAGGCAUUACAUCAAGUAAAUGGUUUAAUAGACGGUUUAAUUGUUAAUCUUCGUCAAGAUCCAAGUGGAACUCGACAAAAAUGUGCUGCAUUUAUGAAUGCUUGUUCUUCUCAAGCGAUAGGUCAUUCUGAUAAAAAUUUUGAAACUGCUAUCCUUGGAUGUACUUUAGAUGAUCAGAAAAGAGUGAAGAAAAGAUUACAAGGUUUAUUGGAUUACAUUGAUAAAAUGCACACCAUUGAAUUUCAGUAAAAGACCUAUGGCAUAAUGUACAUUGCGAAUAUAUUGAUUUAUGCAUUUUCAUAAUAUGUGUUUUUAGUAAUGUUCUGAUAUUGCAUAAUAUGAAUAUUAAAGAAGAUGCUUAAAUAAUCAUUUAUGAUACAUGUAGUAAAAGUAUAAUUUCUUUCUGCAUUUGCGAAGCAUCUAUGUUUGUAAUUGUUAGGAGGAUGUGAAUUUCUUAUAUUAUGUACCAUAAGAAACUGACUUUACACAGCCUAUGCUACAAUGAAUAGAAUUGAUGGUGUAUAUAUUGAUGUAUGUGUACUAACUUUAAAAUUAAUACCAACAAUUCCAUUCGGUGUACAAGAAUAUUAAUAACACAUGUGAUACGCAAAGAAUUUUAUAAAGAAAUAAUAGCACAGGCCGGAGCUUCCUUACCUGCAACGUAAAUUAUAAAAUUAUGAUUAUACAUCAUAAUUACACGUGUAAAAACUUACAUUAAAAAAACAAUAUAAAUAUGAUAAAAUAGACACACAAUAUAUUAUAUCAUGUACUAAAUUUUGGACAUCAAAAGAUGAUUAUGUAAGUUUUAUGUGCUUUUAAUAUCUAUUAAUAAUUAGAAUAAGAUCAGAAUUCACAGAAAUUUUUUGUUUAAUGUAGUCUACAAAAAAAUUAAUUUUAAUUAUUUAUUUGCACAUGAAAAAGUGUUAGUUACAGAAAAUUUCACCAAAUAUAUUGUCAUUUAAUUUAUUAUAUUUAUUUUUAAUAAAAUCUUUUUACUGAAUACUCGAGUACAAUGUCGCGUUUAUCAAAUAUGUUCGUGAGUGUAUCAUAUGGGCUAUAAUUGUGAGGUUAAAUAUUUCGUAUUGUUCUAAUAAGUUAUAUUUCGUCCUCUAUAUUUAUAAAUUAUUUUAAAAUUUGCAGUUUUAUUUUUUGUAUCAUAUUUUUUAAGACUUAAUUAUUUAAUUGCUGGCCACGUGGUUAAUUUUUUUCUGUUUCUUUUCGUUUUCUUAAAUAAAAUAAAAUGUUAUAAUAUUUUUUUAAAUAAUUUUGUAAUAAUAAAUAUGUAAAAUAUACAAACAAAUAUAUAUAUAUACAUAAGAAUAUAUUUGUCAGAAAAUAUCAAUUCUUUAUGAUUUUAGUUUUAAAUAUUAAAUAUGAAAAAGUUAACAGCUAUGAUUAUAAUUUUUCAUUGAUAAACAAGUUGGAAAUUGUUCUUGUUAGUUUCCAACAUUAUAUAGUACACGAUGCAUUAUUAUCACAUGUAUUAUAAUGAAAUAUAGAAUUUAUUUUACUUCCUGCC
Messenger RNA from Vespula vulgaris, 1957 nucleotides. RefSeq names its product BAG family molecular chaperone regulator 2. Gene Ontology annotation, biological process: protein stabilization. The coding region runs from base 97 to 687 and encodes 196 amino acids. The record is from RefSeq and is a predicted model, not a curated record. NCBI's taxonomy places the organism in Eukaryota, Metazoa, Arthropoda, Insecta, Hymenoptera, Vespidae. The transcript is spliced from 4 exons. Gene Ontology annotation, molecular function: adenyl-nucleotide exchange factor activity; protein-folding chaperone binding.